AAGAGCUUUCAAUUAUGGGAGACUCGACAAAUCGGUUCAUAUCGAACCCUUUUGAGUCCACAUUCUGUCCACCCGAACCAGCAGAACCCUAGUGCGUUCGGGUGAACCAGACGAACUGGACUUUGUUUUGUUCACAUUCUGUUUGUGUUUUAUUCUCGAUUUAUGUCUUAUUAGCUCAGUGAUGCUGAAGUUAGCUUAGCUCUCUAGCUAAUGGACAUGUCAGUGUAGUUAAUGGUGUUUCUGACAGAAGUGCCAAAAUGUCUAAAGUUCAAAACCUGAGAUCGUUGGUGGAGCAGAGACUAACUGCAGCUGCUGAAGAGAUAUUUGGACUGUUUGAAAGAACCAUAGCAGAGUACGAGGAGGAACUUUGUCGAACUAAAGAAGAAAACCAGCGACAAAGACAAAUACUGGACGAUGAUUGGAACCCAAGAAGCCUGAUUCACAGGGAAGGAAGUUCUUCAGAUGUAAAUGAGCAGUCAGUGGUUAAAGAAGAGGUCCCCCCUGAGCAGCAGGAGUGGAGCCCCAGUCUGGAUCAAGACCAGGAGUCUGGCCAGGAACCAGGAGGUCCAGGGUCCCCUUACAUUAAGGAGGAACACAAGCAACUGUGGACCAUCCAGAAGGGAGAACAGCUUCAAGACCUAAUGCAGCCAAGAAUAGAUUCAGAUUCCUCUGCAGACAUCCACCAACUGUUGGUGCUUAAAGAAAAGGUUCCUACUGAGCAGCAGGACUUUAGUCACACUUUCUGUCUGAACCAGGAGGACCCAGAGCCCCUCCGCUUUGGAGAAGAGCAGGAGGAACUCUUGACCAACCAGAAUUCGGAGGACUGUUGUGGAUCAGAACUAGCCAGCAGCUUUCAUCCAUAUAGCCUUGUACAAACACACACUGAGAAUAUGACUCGACUCUCUUCUGACACAGAAGUCAGUGAUGAAGACAAGGAGGCCACAAAUGAUCCUCAGACCAGUUUAACUUUUGGAACCAAAAGAAGAUGUAAUCUAUCUGUGAAAUGGUUCAACUGCUCUGUGUGCGGUCAAAGGUUUCGCCAAAAUUCAACCCUGAAGGUUCAUAUGAGAACACACACAGGAGAAAAACCAUAUUGCUGCUCCAUCUGUGGAAAAGGAUUUUCUCAAAAAGGAAAUUACAAUGGUCACAUGAGGCGUCACACAGGAGAAAAACCUUUCAGCUGCUCCAUCUGUAAUAGGCACUUCAGAUUUCGUGGAGACAUGAGCCGACAUGUAAAGAAGACCCACACAGGAAAGAAAAAUGCAUGGUUAAAGGUUAGUGAUAUGAAUCUUAGAAACUUGGACGAACCUUUACGACUUGAAGUCAGAGCUUCGGGAGUUGAGAGUAACGUCACUGAAGACUUGAAGGAGAGCAGAAAGCAAUCAAAUGGCUGGAACAGUCCCCCUCUUAAUGAUCUGAGCUGUAAAACUGGUAAACAGUCAUUUUUUGAAUACAGUCAAAAACAUAGACAAAAAUCAAAACACAAAGUCCACAUGAAAACCCAUACAGGAAAGGAGACAUAUAUGAACACUAGCGAUAACCUUCACCAGGAGUCAAAUAGACUUACAAACUCCGAUCCAGAUGAACAUUUACUAGCUAAAAUCAUGGACAGACCUUCGGGAGUUGAGAAUCAAGACAGUGAUGCUGGUUGGAAAGAGAGCAGAGAACCUGGGUUACAGUCAAACACCCAGACUAAUGAUGAACUGUCUUACUCUCAAAAUGACACUACAUGUAACAGUCCUAAAAAAUCAUAUCACUGCUCUGAGUGUGGCUACAAAUUUGGACAAAAACCACACCUAAAAAUCCACAUGAGAAUCCACACAGGAGAAAAACCAUACAGCUGUUCCAUCUGUGGAAAGAGAUUUUCUCAAAAAGGAAACUCAAUCGGUCACAUGAGAUGUCACACGGGAGAGAAACCCUUCCACUGCUCCAUCUGUAACAGGGGUUUCAGAUUUCGUGGAGACAUGAACCGACACAUGAAGAUCCACACUGAACAGAAAAACUUAAUGUUAGCAAUAUAAUUGAGUUGUAAUGAAUUAGUAUAUUUAAAUGUACAUCCAGAGACAAGAAUGUGGUUCUGUCUGUUUACUACACUAAACCAUGAAUUUUUAAUAUGAUAAUGAUUUUUCAAAUGAUCUUUGAACAUUUAUUUACCUAAGGUACUUAUUUAUUUAUUUAAUUUAAGCCCACAAAGAUUUCUGAAUGGAUCUACAGAAGCAGAAACAAUAAGGCAUAAGCGUAAAAUCAAUGUUUUCAUGAAUUUUAUCUUUUUUUUUUUUUUUUUCAGUACUAAACUUGUGUUUUAUCAGUUGGAAAAAAGAACAACAUGAAAUUGAUGUUACACUUUAGCUACUGGACUAAUCUAUAUUUUGAAUGUUCCAUAAGGAAUGUUCAUCUAAAGCUUGUUUUAAAUGCCUAUAUAUUCAUGUUCCUUCUUCACUUAAACCAUUAUAAUGCAUCAUUUGUAUCUUAAUGACAUGGUUUCAGAUUAAGUCUACUGUUCUUUCUGUUCUAAGUUUUUUGUCGAUGGACUCGAUUUGGUUAUUGAACCUUUUUUUAAAUAAAGGGACAGUCAUU
Molecule: messenger RNA, 2577 nt
Organism: Sphaeramia orbicularis (orbiculate cardinalfish)
Lineage: Eukaryota; Metazoa; Chordata; Actinopteri; Kurtiformes; Apogonidae
Product: zinc finger protein 391-like
Exons: 4
Coding region: 258-2021 (587 amino acids)
Biological process (GO): regulation of transcription by RNA polymerase II
Molecular function (GO): DNA-binding transcription factor activity, RNA polymerase II-specific; RNA polymerase II cis-regulatory region sequence-specific DNA binding
Source: RefSeq, a predicted model, not a curated record